GCAUCGGGGGCUGAAGUCUGGUCUUCAUGUCCAGUUGAACCCUUGCAGUUGCACUCGAGUAGGCAGAAUGAUUUCCAGGCUGGUCUUCCUGCUGUGCUUCACCGUUCUUGUCCAAAAGGCCACACCUUCUGACAUACUAGAUGUUUUGGGUGAUGUUAUAAAUGCAUUAGCUGAUGCAGUCGUCUCAACUUUGUUUGAUGAAGACACGGAUACCAGUGACAAGGACUUGGACUGGCUUUAUGAGUUACUGGAACCUGAAGACCAAUGCAACCCAAACCCAUGCCACAACGAUGGCGUGUGUGAGGUUGUGGACGACGACGACUUCCGCUGCUCUUGUCCGCCUCCUUACAAAGGGAAGACAUGUCAGAAAGUCAGGAACAUCUGUAAGAAAGCCAAUUGUGUCCGUGGCGAGUGUACGGUGACGCUCACUCCGCCAUACUACGAAUGCAAGUGCAAGGAGCCGUACCAGCCCCCGAACUGCAAAGUGGCUUCAUCCUGCAAUCCAAGCCCAUGCUUGAAUGGCGGGACGUGCCACAAAGGCGUUACGCGCUCCAGCUUUUGGUGUGACUGCCCGGCCAACUACACUGGCAAACUCUGCCAAGUCGGUCCCGACGACUGCUACGAGGAGAACGGGGAGAACUAUCGGGGAAAUGUGAGCGAGACCGUUGAAGGGUUGGAGUGCCUGCCGUGGAACGCAUACUUCAUCUUGUCUGAGGCCGUAGACCUCAGUGAAUACAACAUCUUGAAGGAGCUUGAACACAACAACCUGUGCAGGAACCCAGAUGGAGAUGCCCGGCCUUGGUGCUUUGUGAGACAUAAGAAUGAGCUCACAUGGGAAUACUGCAAAGUGAGAAAAUGCUUUGGAUCUGGGAACGAGACAGAGCCAAUUGAGCCGAAUGAGGAGACCACAGAAGAACCCACUCUUAUACCAGAGGAGGACUUUGCCACCUGUGGGCAACCCCAGACCAAACGUGUGGCUGCCAGGAUCUACAGGGGCAUGAAGGCUGAACCUGGGGCCUACCCCUGGCAGGUCUCAUUGCAAGUCCGCCCCAAGGGCACUGAUAUUGAUUUUGGCCACUACUGCGGAGGGAUUCUCAUUCGUUCCUGUUGGGUUCUCACUGCAGCCCACUGUAUUGACAACAGCACUGAAAAGCAGGUGGUCCUGGGAGCUAUGAACCUGAAGAAGCUUGACCCAGAUGUCCAGAUCUUAGAUGUUGUUGAAGCCAUAAAUCAUGAGGACUACAGAGAGACACCAGAAGCCUGGUACAAUGACAUUGCUCUGCUGAGGCUCAAAGGCUCCGAAGGCCGUUGUGCAAAUGAGACCGAGACCGUGAGGACGGCCUGCCUGCCGACAGAAACCUUCCCCGAUAAGACAGAGUGCACUAUCUCCGGGUGGGGGGCCACUGAGAAAGCCUACAGCUCCAACCACCUACUGUAUGCCCCUGUGCUCCUGCUGUCCCAGAAGCGCUGCAUGGAGGAAAAGGUGUACGGCAACAGGCUUGACGGUAGCAUGCUGUGUGCCGGCAAUAUGAAGGGAGGGGUGGACUCCUGCCAGGGCGAUUCUGGCGGACCGCUGGUUUGCGAGAAGGACGGGACGCACUACGUGUACGGUGUGGUCAGCUGGGGCGACAGCUGCGGAAAGCGCAAUAAGCCGGGCAUCUACGCUCGCGUCACCACCUUCCUCGACUGGAUCGACUCCAAACUAUCUCUUGGGCAUCAGGGGCUGAAGUCUGGUCUUCAUGUCCAGUUGAACCCUUGCAGUUGCACUCGAGUAGGCAGAAUGAUUUCCAGGCUGGUCUUCCUGCUGUGCUUCACCGUUCUUGUCCAAAAGGCCACACUUUCUGACUUAAAAGAUACUGCUGAUGAUGAUGAAGACACUACCACCGAUGACGACACUGCCACCGAUGAGAAGGACAACAGCUUGGACUGGCUUUAUGACUUACUGGACCCUGAAGACCAGUGCAUCCCAAACCCAUGCCACAACGGUGGCGUGUGUGAGGUUGUGGACGACGACGACUUCGACUGCUCCUGUCCGCCUCCUUACAAAGGGAAGAGGUGUCAGAAAGUCAGGAACAUCUGUAAGAAAGCCAAUUGUGUCCAUGGCGAGUGUACGGUGACGCUCACUCCGCCAUACUACGAAUGCAAGUGCAAGGAGCCAUACCAGCCCCCGAACUGCAAAGUGGCUUCAUCCUGCAAUCCAAGCCCAUGCUUGAAUGGCGGGACGUGCCGCAAAGGCGUUACGCUCUCCAGCUUCUGGUGCGACUGUCCGGCUAACUACACUGGCAAUCUCUGCCAAGUCGGUCCCGACGACUGCUACGAGGAGAACGGGGAGAACUAUCGGGGAAAUGUGAGCGAGACUGUUGAAGGGUUGGAGUGCCUGCCGUGGAACGCAUACUUCAUCUUGUCUGAGGCCGUAGACCUCAGUGAAUACAACAUCUUGAAGGAGCUUGAACACAACAACCUGUGCAGGAACCCAGAUGGAGAUGCCCGGCCUUGGUGCUUUGUAAGACUAGAGAAUGAGCUCACAUGGGAGUACUGUAAAGUGAGAAAAUGCUCUGGAUCUGGGAACGAGACAGAGCCAACUGAACCGAAUGAGGAGACCACAGAAGAACCCACUCUUAUACCAGAUGAGGACUUUGCCACCUGUGGGCAACUCCAGACCAAACGUGUGGCUGCCAGGAUCUACAGGGGCAUGAAGGCUGAACCUGGGGCCUACCCCUGGCAGGUCUCAUUGCAAGUCCGCCCCAAGGGCACUGAUAUUGAUUUUGGCCACUACUGCGGAGGGAUUCUCAUUCGUUCCUGUUGGGUUCUCACUGCAGCCCACUGUAUUAACAACGACACUGACAAGCAGGUGGUCCUAGGAGUUACAAGCCUGAAGAAGUUCAGUCCGGAUGUCCAGGUCAUAGACGUUGUUGAGGCCAUAACUCACGAAGACUACAGAGAGACACCGGGAGCCUUGUACAAUGACGUUGCUCUGCUGAGGCUCAAAGGCUCCGAAGGCCGUUGUGCAAAUGAGACCGAGACCGUGAGGACAGCCUGCCUGCCGACAGAAACCUUCCCCGAUAAGACAGAGUGCACCAUCUCUGGGUGGGGGGCCACUGAGAAAGCCUACAUCUCCAACCACCUGCUGUAUGCCCCUGUGCUCCUGCUGUCCCAGAAGCGCUGCAUGGAGGAAAAGGUGUACGGCAACAGGCUUGACGGUAGCAUGCUGUGUGCCGGCAAUAUGAAGGGAGGGGUGGACUCCUGCCAGGGCGAUUCUGGCGGACCGCUGGUUUGCGAGAAGGACGGGACGCACUACGUGUACGGUGUGGUCAGCUGGGGCGACAGCUGCGGAAAGCGCAAUAAGCCGGGCAUCUACGCUCGCGUCACCACCUUCCUCGACUGGAUCGACUCCAAACUAUCUGCCUCAUAAUUUCAGGAAGCAUACCGGUUCCGUGUGCGUGUACAUGUGGUCGUGUGUGAGCUCCACCUUUCACAAAAGCUAGACAGCAGGUGGUGUAGCGAUAAAAUAAUUAUUUCUUUCCCAUGUUAAUUUCCAAUCACUGAAUCUGUUUCCUCCAUCCUCAUCGGGUGAAGAAUAAAAGUGUGUAAUGUAGCUGAA
Scleropages formosus (Asian bonytongue) is the source of this 3601-nucleotide messenger RNA. It is a transcript of the gene habp2, whose product is annotated as hyaluronan binding protein 2. Gene Ontology annotation, molecular function: calcium ion binding; serine-type endopeptidase activity. The record is from RefSeq and is a predicted model, not a curated record. NCBI's taxonomy places the organism in Eukaryota, Metazoa, Chordata, Actinopteri, Osteoglossiformes, Osteoglossidae. Gene Ontology annotation, biological process: proteolysis. The transcript is spliced from 26 exons. The coding region runs from base 68 to 3412 and encodes 1114 amino acids.